Messenger RNA from Aphanomyces astaci, 1230 nucleotides. RefSeq lists its product as hypothetical. The record is from RefSeq and is a predicted model, not a curated record. NCBI's taxonomy places the organism in Eukaryota, Oomycota, Saprolegniomycetes, Saprolegniales, Verrucalvaceae. Bases 1 to 1185 code for a protein of 394 amino acids. The transcript has 5 exons.
AUGAAUCCUUCCACCAGCAGCAGCGGCGCUCACUGGAGCCGCCGCCACGGCGGCACUCGUGCAGCGGCCACAGGUCCACGGGAUAUCUCACGAGCAAGAAAUGCACAAUCCUCUACUUCCACCCGCGCUGCUCCCUUGUCCCAAUGGAAGCAACUUCGCCAGACCGUCGCAAUCCGACAAGACGUUGCCGACAUCGGGUCGUCGUCACCUGUGCACUCGUCGGCCCAGAGUCGCGUCCGUAUCAGCCACCUCUGUCCCGAGGACAAGCAAAAGGUGGGCAAGCUCAUUCGUCAGUUGAUGAAAGUUGGGGGCGAGAACGAGCAGCUGCGCAAACAGGUCGACGACGUCACGGCCGUGCUCGAUCAAGCCGUGGCCGACAAGGAUGAUCUCCAAAUCAAGCUGGCGCAAUCCCUCGACAUGCUCAAGACGUACCAAGCACGCAUGCAUGCGAUGCAGGCACAGAGCGACAUGGAGCAGGCCAAAGUGACCGCGGCGGCAGCGGACGCGGCGCGACUCCAGCAGCAAGCGCACAACCACGCCCAUGCGCUUCAAGUUCUUCGACUCGAUCAUGACGACGCCAUGCGCAAGGCAUCGCGGCAAUGGGAGGUCGAGAUGGACCGCCUGCGGGAAGAGAUCGCCAUGGAGCGGCGACAGCGGUUGCUCUUGGCCGAACAACUAGACGCUCACCAACGACUGUCCGAGGACAAAGACCAUCACUCGGAUAUUUCCUCGCUUUUGAACCUGUCGUCCACGGACAAGGUAAGGGAUAUCGUGCUCGAAUGGAAGCACCGCAUGGACGCGGCGCUCGAGCCAGUGCUUCCCACGCCUGUGACAUCGUCGCAGACGCAGACGGACGCCGUGCACACGCACACAAUCGGCGUUCAAGUCGACAGUGUCGCAGAAAUUAUUCGUAUCGCAGCGAGCGAGGCUUCCCCACACCAUCCAGAGAUAGCACCUCCGAAGAGACCGCAGCAGCAGCGCAUGCUUCCUUCUCGUACCAGCAUGGUCGAUAGCGAGUUUUACGACCUGUCACUGCUCGACCUAGUCCAAGCUAUGGAAGGUAUGGCAAGUGUUGUGGAUCCAUCGCCAUUAUCAUCGCCACGGCAGUCGCUGGGACCGCUUACACCCGACCAACUCAGUAUGCGACACGACGUCGUCGAUGCUAUCCUCACGUUUGCCAUAUAAUUCCAAAACAGAAAAAAAUAUUAUUAUUUAUUAUGAGGAUGCCAC